Messenger RNA from Neolamprologus brichardi, 4383 nucleotides. RefSeq names its product muscleblind-like splicing regulator 1 (gene mbnl1). Gene Ontology annotation, biological process: regulation of RNA splicing. Gene Ontology annotation, cellular component: nucleoplasm; cytoplasm. Gene Ontology annotation, molecular function: metal ion binding; RNA binding. NCBI's taxonomy places the organism in Eukaryota, Metazoa, Chordata, Actinopteri, Cichliformes, Cichlidae. The record is from RefSeq and is a predicted model, not a curated record.
AGCUUAGCCACUUGGAGAGGCAGGGGAGGGGAGACACUAGCGCACACAGCCAACGCUGCAACGCAUACACACACAACCGCACAGACAAACACUCCUCCUCUCUCUCUCUUGCUUUCUCCCUAUCCGCUCUCCCUCACUCUGGGUGCUCGGCUCCGCGCACAGCUCCUUUACUCAUUCGCUGCUGAUUCACUCGCUCACUCGCUUGCCUCCUCUUCUGCCAGUCGCUCUGCCUUGCUGUGUUCUGCCUGCCUGCCUGAGAAUGGUCCAGCCGGUGCCUGGGGGUCUGCUGUCGCGGCCUGUCUGAAUACACGCAUAAACAUACAGAGCCAGUCGACACGCGGAAGCACGCACACACAAACUGGAGGGCAAUGUGAGAGAGGAAGUGCCUUCCCUGAUGUCUGCUGCAGCUUUGACCUGCUUCUACAGCUGAAGCUCCACCCUCCCCCCUGCCUCGCUCGCUUGCUGCCACAGCAACACGAGUACAAGGACAGCAGCCACACCCUCCUCGCAGCCUUCGCUCCGACCCCAUCCACUGUACCAUCAUCAUCCACUCCACGCAGCCUGACUCCAAACUCCGCUCUCCUCACUGUAAGACGGCCCUGCUGCCAGCAACUAUCCACCAGCUGACCAGCCUUACCACAGCAGCCCAACACACCACCAGGCCCACACAGCAUCACCUUGCCUUUCACCUUCGCCUUCAACCCUCUAAAGCCUCCACUUAGUCCUCAGUGUCCUUAACCUUCUUGUAGCAGGCUACACCUAGACUGUCACCUUUGUUGCCUGCUUCACUGCACCUAACCAGAGGGCUCUCAGUUCGGCUGUCACCUUCGCCUGGGAAUGUUAUAGAUGACGCAGUUCAGUAAGCAAUAACAAGUGAGAGAGAAAAUCUAACCAAGAGAGGCAGCUUGACUGUUAAGCUAAGUAGUCUCCCCUGGAUAUAAUAACUCUAUCAGCCGCUGUCUGAUCAAGAAAAGGACCCGCUUACAUCCACAGCCAUCCUGCAACAUUUUACUUUGGAGAAGGAGCCCAGUCAAUCAGUUGGAACUUUUCUUUUUGAGUGUUUCAUUUCAUCUUCAUGGACAACACUGAUACGUAAACAAAAAAAGAAAAAGAUUGUGGAUAACAACACUAUAGGUACUUAAUUUGAACAGAUUUCGAAGAGUUUUCGAACAGAUCUCCGCUCGGAAUACUUUUUUCUGCCGGCGUCUUGAGAUGGCAAUGAACAUAACACACAUCCGUGACACAAAGUGGCUGACACUGGAAGUAUGCCGGGAGUUCCAGAGGGGCACGUGCUCACGCUCCGACCAGGAGUGCAAGUUCGCUCACCCAGCCAAGAGCUGCCAGGUGGACAACGGACGGGUCAUCGCUUGCUUCGACUCGCUCAAGGGCCGUUGUUCCAGGGAGAAUUGCAAGUACCUGCACCCUCCUCCCCAUCUAAAGACCCAACUGGAGAUCAAUGGCAGGAACAAUCUGAUCCAGCAGAAGAAUAUGGCCAUGCUCGCCCAACAGAUGCAGCUCGCCAAUGCCAUGAUGCCUGGCACGCAGCUACCACCUAUGGUGAGAGGACACACACGUAUGAACACACCACAGCUACUGCCCACGCCGAUGUUCUCGGUGACACCAGGCCUGGCCACCAACGCAAGCGCAGCAGCAGCUGCAGCUGCAGCCUUUAAUCCCUACUUAAGCCCUGUGUCACCAAGCCUGAUGCCUCCAGAGAUCCUGCCCAGCACCCCUGUCCUCAUGGCCUCCAGCCCUGCAGUCAGCCAAGUCCCCAACGCGGCCGCUGCAGCCCAGAAACUGCUGAGAACAGACAGACUUGAGGUCUGUCGGGAGUAUCAAAGGGGCAACUGCUCUCGGGGGGAGAACGACUGUCGCUUCGCUCACCCCGCAGACAGCACUAUGAUCGACACCAACGACAACACCGUCACUGUAUGCAUGGACUACAUCAAGGGUCGGUGCUCCCGAGAAAAGUGCAAGUACUUCCACCCGCCGGCUCACCUGCAGGCCAAAAUAAAGGCUGCCCAGCACCAGGUGAACCAGGCCACAGCCGCCGCAGCCAUGACUCAGUCGGCUGUCAAAUCACUGAAGCGACCCCUCGACGCAACCUUUGACCUGGGCAUCGCCCCUAGUGUCAUGGCUCCCCUGCCAAAGCGGGCAGCCCUGGAGAAGGCCAACGGGGCCUCUGCCGUGUUUAACACCGGCAUGCUCCAGUACCAACAGGCCCUGGCCAGCAUGCAGUUUCAGCAGCAGGCUGCUUUCCUCCCAUCAGGCUCAAUAUUGUGCAUGACACCUGCAGCCAGCGUUGUUCCCAUGAUGCACGGUGGUACUCCAGCCACUGUGUCUGCAGCCACCACAUCUGCCACAAGCGUUCCCUUCGCAACUGCCUCCACCAAUCAGGACUCUUCCUUAUCAAAGUUGACUUCCAACGAAUACAUGCAAUUGAUUCCAAUAAUAUCUGCAGAUCAUCUGAGUAGUCACAAGUACUUGACUCAGAUGUAGUUCCUCUCAAGAACAAUCAAAUGAAUGUGUGUUGGCACCGUCCAAGCCAAAAAAAAAGAGUUCAGCCUUUAUGUACAUAACCUUCAGAAUGUCAAGCAGUGGGACAAGGAGGGUCUGCCACGUCUCAUCACACGUGAAAACAUCAAGGGUACAACACAUGAUCUGUGCCAUCUUCCCACAUAUCAAUGUCAAGAAGAAUUUGCUGUCAAAUUCAACAUCCAGCUGAGAGAAGAGCAUAUCUUGUUGCCAGGGUCGGCGUGUCUCUCUCCCCCCCUCGGCGGGGGAAACGUUCACAUGAUACCUCUGUGUCGGAUUGAAUCAUAGCACUCAGUUUCUUCUAGUUAUUAUUAUUAUUACCGCAUGCACAGAAGGUCAAGAGCGUUGUUACAUGAGACGACAUUAAGUGCUGGUACAAUAGUAGACCAAGAUUUCCUUUCCUUUUUUAUUUGUUCUGCUUUAUUAUUAUUAUUAUUUUUAUUUUUUUUAAUUGAUAGCCAUAUUUCAGCGUUUACAAGAGUAAUGCAAACAUGCACCUUGAAUUUGAAUUGAAAUCUGAAAGGCACAAUGAUUUUAACAGGAUUUUAUUCGCCAAAUGAAUUAGGCAUGUACAGUAUUGUGUUUUUACAGCUACUAGUGAAACUAGAUGUUGACAUGAGGGUCUUGGACAUAUGAAUGUUCUGGGUAAACCAACAUACCUGUGUACCUUGAAAGCACAGCCAGGCUAGCUUUUCUCACCUCGUGAUGUGCUAUAAAGGCCAUACAGCUAAAACCAGAGUGUUAUCUCAGCAGUGUUAUUUGUUUACCGAAGGUAAAAGUUUUGUAUGGCUCUUUUUUUUUUUCUUUUUUUGUAUUGUUUUGUUUUUAAAAAUCUCCAUUGUGAGUGUUUUUUAACUUUUUCUUUUCUCAAAUUAAUCAGUUUUAGAAGUGGGUUUCUUGCCAAAUCAAUUUGUUUGGUAUUUGAUGUUUUUUUUGUUCCUUUUUGUUUGUUUAGAAUCAGUAAUGGAGGGUUUUUCUAAAGUUUGUCAUAACUCUUUUUCAUAGACUAGUGUUGUUUUUCCUUCUUGGAAUUAAGUCGUUGGACAAGUCCAUUGACUCUAAAGCCUGGCAAAGUAGAGGGUGUAGCUUCAAUUGACAUUGCGUUACCGUGUUUCCCCCUCUUGUAAAGAGGAGCAGCUCUUAAACUGUGUCUCCCAAGAAGCACUGUUGAGCCAUGUGUGGAUGCGAACUUUAAACAACAAGCCCAAAGGUCUAGUCGGUCAUUUAAACCACAUGUGCACUUGAACGAUUAUUUGUCCAGUCGCCAUAUUUUAAUUUCACAUCCCAUCCCAAGUGAACUUUCAUUUUUGAUUUUCUGAGGAAGUACAACACGUUCAAACGUUUGCCUUGUAUCUCAUGCAAAAACACAAAGGUUUUCCUCCACGCAUAGAUCUGACUAUGGAAACCAAAGCACAGUUUGUUUUUUUUCUCUCAAACUUAUCCACAGUGGGUGAAUACAGAGACUUCUCUGCAGAGGCUGAAACAAUUAAGGAAAAAGGUUUAUCAUCUUUCAUUCAUGUGUCUUGAUUUAUGUUUUUCACAGCAGCGUGUCUUUACCGAUUGUAAUGUACCUAACAAAGCCUUAGAUUACAGUUAAUGGGUCCUCGCCCAAUCAAAUGUACUCUCAAUCACCGUGCAGGUAAAGAACACCAAUGAUGUUUUAUAGUUCUCUCACAUGCCGCUUAUGAUCUUUUUUUUCUCUCUCUCGCUCUGUAACAAUAACAAUUACUCUCUUAAAUUUCAUUGAACUUAUGUGUUAUGUACUACUUAAGAAUUUGAAUCUAUUUGAUGUAUGUAGUUUUAGAUUAUUUUUCUUUUUUUUUUGUUGUUUUGUUUUUGCCUUACUAU